This is a messenger RNA of Phycodurus eques (leafy seadragon), 3921 nucleotides long. RefSeq names its product prolyl 4-hydroxylase subunit alpha-1-like. Bases 2097 to 3665 code for a protein of 522 amino acids. Gene Ontology annotation, cellular component: endoplasmic reticulum. Gene Ontology annotation, molecular function: L-ascorbic acid binding; procollagen-proline 4-dioxygenase activity; protein binding. The record is from RefSeq and is a predicted model, not a curated record. The transcript is spliced from 17 exons. Gene Ontology annotation, biological process: peptidyl-proline hydroxylation to 4-hydroxy-L-proline. NCBI's taxonomy places the organism in Eukaryota, Metazoa, Chordata, Actinopteri, Syngnathiformes, Syngnathidae.
ACGAGGUGACGUCAUUCACAGUAAGCCACUUGUUGAAAAGAGACAACCAAACCCAUUCUAUUCACUUACAUUUCAGUUCGGCACUCCCUAUGAAUAAUUAGCAAUCGACAACAAGCUGAGCAGUGUUCGCUCGGGCUAGCUCGCUCCCCAUGUACAGUAAUUAGCAUCAUCAUAGCGAAACGUUAACGAGCACACCAAGACAAAGACAAGACAAACCUGCUCGCUGGAACGCCAAACAUGUCUUAAUUGGUUUAAUUAGUCUCCUGAAACGCCAAACAAGUCUUGACUACUGUGAGAACGUACCAAGUGACGUCAUCAUUCGAGAUGGGAACGGUGUCACAAAGUGGGAAGCUGGUCUUCCUGGCCCGGACAAUGCGGGCUAAAAGACAACCGACUGCGCCAGCACGUUCCCACGCUGCAUCCCAGUAAGGAAGCCAUUUUGCGCACAAAUGAUCACCGCCUCGUCCGCGUACCUGAUCGAGUGACCGUUGCGUCUCCCGAGCGGGCGAAGAGCUGACGAUCGGCGGCGUGACGUUCAUCACCUUCGACCUCGGAGGACGCGUGCGAGCUCGACGGUUGUGGAAGAACUGCUUACCUGCCGCGAACGCCGUCGUCUUCACGGUGCACUGCGCCGACCACGACGGGCUCGCCGAGUCCAAGAUGGAGCGGGACGUACGCCCCAAACGUGAAAGAUUCCACCGAUUAAUUGUGAAAACCUCUGCGACUCGCCCGGUCGCUCGGCCCUGCCGGCGGACGACACCAUCGCCGGCGUGCCCGUGCUGUUGCCAGGCAACAGAAUCGUGCGGCCCGCGGUGGGCCUUUGCGCCGGACGGCCGGGUCGCCGGAAAGGUUAGGCGCCGGGCCGGAGAAACGUUUCCUGAGGAUCUAUUUUGACCGACGUUCCACCGCUCGAGGUGUUCGUGCGCAGCGUGGUGAAGAAACAACGCUACGGCGAAGGAUUCAGGCGGCCGGCGCGCUACAUCGACUGACGCCCGAUUUCCUCAAAUAGUCGCCGUUCAUUCUUUGUGAAUCGAUAUUCAAACGAGAUCUGCGUUAAUAGAGUAAUUUUAUGAUGUAGAGUUUUUUUUCUCCUUUCUUGCAGGUUUGUUGUCAAACACCCCAACAACAAAAUGAGUUCUUGUUUCCUUUCCUUUUAAAAUUAUUAUUAUUAUUUUUUUUAAAACUUUAACAGUUUUUAUAGUUACGUUACAUCUGAGAAGUUUGCUUUUUAGUUUGGUAGUUGUCAUCAUUUUACCUGUAUACGCAUCAAUUACUUCAGAUAUACAGACAAAAAAGUGUCUAAACUACGUGAAAAGAUGGAGAUGCUGCUGAAAGUGAGGAAAGUGCGGUGGGAAAAAAAACGAAUGAAGAGGAUUAAGUUCCGUGAAUAGAAAAAAAUAGGGAAAAAGUUCAUUUGUUGGCAUUCUAUUUUAUUAUUUUUAUUCGUUUUGAUAUAGUGCAAUACUGUAAAGUGCUAUUUUUCCCUAUUCGCGCUUGUUUCUGUCGUGAAUUUAAGUUUGUGAUUGUAUUCAAAAAUGAUAUACCUGACUGUAAUAUUACUGUGCAUGUAAUUUGUUGAGGAAUUUAUUAUUUCAUCAGGGUUACCGUGCCCCCUGCUGAUCCAUUUGAGGAUAGCAUUGAGUGGUGACGUCAUCGGGAGUUCCUUAGCUCCGUAACUACAAUACUCCUAAAUUCCAAUUCAGAGGACAAAAUGGUGUUCAGCAACGAUGGACGUGUAGAGAAUAAAAAUAGUUGAACGUUGGUUGUCUCGUCGAGGAAAACAACAACAACAACAACAACAACAACCUUUUGGGAGCAGUUGUAACAUGAAUUAAUAAUAUUUUCGGUGGUGACAUUUUGCCACAUCCAAGAUGGCGGCGAGGUCGCCCGACGAUCUUGGUAGAACCUGCGCUGACAGGAAAGUCCAGUCCAACUCGCUGAUGACACGCAAAACAAAAGACGAGCAGGUGCGGCGAAAAUCGUCUCACAGAAGCGACUCGGAGUCGGUGAAAGCCAAAGUCAGAGACGCGCCUUGAUUGCUUGCUGCCGGCACCUGGCAGCGCCCCUUGACCUUUCAUCAGGUCAACGUCGCAGACAUGGCGCUCUGUUGGUUCUUGUUGGUGGUCAUCGGCUCAUCCUCGGCUGACGACGAGUUCUACACCUCCAUCGGUCACAUGACGGAGCUGCUGUACACGGAGCAGGACCUGGUGGCCUCGCUGGAGGAUUACAUCCGAGCUGAGGAGAACAAACUGGAGCGGAUCAAAAGGUGGGCUCAGAAGCUGGCUGACCUCUCGGCGUUUGCCCUCGAGGACCCCGAAGGAUUCCUGGGCCAUCCCGUGAACGCCUUUAAACUUCUGAACCGGAUCGACAGAAAGUGGAGCGAGCUGGAGAGCCUGGUGCUCACCGACGUCUCUCACGGUUUCGUCUCCGACGUCGCCGUCGGGAGGCGGCGCUUCCCCGACGAGGGGGACCGGACGGGCGUGGCCGAAGCCCUCCUGAGGCUGCAGGACACGUACGAGCUGGACACCGACAGCCUCGCCAAAGGGGAGCUGCCAGGAACCUCUCGGCUCCGCGGCGGCCUGACGGCGGACGACUGCUACGACCUGGGCACGGUGGCGUACAAGGCGAACGACUUCUACCACACCGAGCUGUGGAUGUCUCAGGCUCUCCGGCAGCUGGAGCGGGGCGAGACGCCCGCGACCGUUGACGCCGUCACCCUCCUGGACUACCGCGGCUACUCCCUCUACAAGCAAGGAGAUCUGGAGAGAGCCAAGGAGUCCGCCGAGCGGCUGCUGGAGAUCGAUCCGGUAAAUGAGCGAGCCAACGCCAACCUCAAGUACUUUAAGUACCAACUGGCGAAAGAGAAGACGGGCGAGGAGACGCCGGAGACGCUCACGAGGGGUCGAGCUAGCUACGGCGGCGCGUACGAGCGGCUGUGUCGCGGCGACAGCGUCGAGUUGACGCCGCGCAGACGGAGCCGCCUCUUCUGCCGUUACCAUGACAACCGGGGCCAUCCCAACCUCCGGAUCGGUCCCGCGAAAGAGGAAGACGUGUGGGACCGCCCGCGCAUCGUUCGCUAUCACGACGUGGCGUCGGACGACGACAUGGAAAUAAUCAAAGAGUUGGCCAAACCCAAACUCGCGCGCUCCAAAGUGAGCGACGGCAGGACGAACGAAGGUUUGGCAGUUCCUUCCAGAAUCUCCCAGAACGCCUGGCUGGCCGACAAGCAGCACGCGGGGGUGGACAGAGCGGUCAGGAGAAUGGGGGACAUCACGGGCCUGGACACGUCCACGGCCGAGGAGCUGCAGGUGGUCAACUACGGCGUCGGAGGACAGUACGAACCGCAUUUCGACUUCCAGGGGGACGAGGUUCCUGAACCGUACGCACAUUUGGGCACAGGAAACCGAAUCGCCACCUGGCUCCUUUACAUAAGCGACGUGCCGGCAGGGGGCGCCACCGUCUUCCCUGAAGUGGGCGCCGUUGUCUGGCCCAUCAAGGGAUCGGCAGUCUUCUGGUACAAUCUUCGGCUCAACGGAAAGGGAGACUAUCAAACCCGACACGCCGCCUGUCCUGUCCUGGUGGGGAGCAAGUGGGUGUCCAACAAGUGGCUGCACGAGCGAGGUCAGGAGUUCAGGAGACGCUGCGGUCUGCGAAGUUCCGAUUGAGCACGGGUCAAUUACACCAAGGGAAUCUUUUUGCACUCAAUUCCAUUUGAUGUUUUGUAUAGCUGCUACCACGACAACCGUCACCUUUUUUGAGAAAGCAUUGUGUGAAAUUAAAGUGGGGCAAAAUCAAGAAGCUGCAACGUGACCACGCUCGGCUUCUUUGGUUUUCUCCACAUAAGCAGAAUAAUUGAUUAACAGAAUAUUUUUAGAGGAACUUCCUGUUGGCUGCUUGAAGAAUUAAAAGUUGUUUUGUUAC